GGUCUCGAAGGCAGCUCCCUGAUCGGUACGGCGCGAAGAUCGUUAUCGCGGGAAGUGGAUGAGUCUCGGACUGUCAGAUCUUGUUGCGAUCUAGUCAACGAAGAAGAGGAGAAGGAGCAGGAGGAGGAGGAGGAGGAGAUAGCACAGCAAAUAAGAGAGAAGGAGAAACAGCGGCAAGUCUCGAAGACGCCACCGAGUUCUAUCGUCAGACCCGCUUUAUCCUCCGAUCGACUUGGAGAAUUCCUCGCGAGGACCAAAUCGCUGCUAAUUCGCCCGGCACGCUUCCCUAAGCUCGCGAGAUGUGGCGGCUGUCGAUAGUGAUCGGUAUGGUUGCGAUCGCGAGGGCUGGACCGUACGACAGGAUGAUGGUCUCAAUGAACGAUAGAACAUUAUUCAUCAGAAGCCUACCCGGUUAUCCUGGGACCAGAAGCGAUCUUUACGAGGUCUACAUGGAACCGUAUUAUUUCGCAAUCGGUCUGAAGGCCGUGGUGGAGCUGAAAGCUCUCGGUGAGGAUGGUACGCCACUAAAUGGACCCCGAGGGAUCCUAACGUUAGAACAGCAUCCCGAAGGGGUGAAGGUCACGGGCACGAUCACGGGAUUAAACCCGGGCUUGCACGGAUUCCACGUGCACGAAAAAGGGGAUCUGACGAAGGGCUGCAAUUCCGCUGGCCCGCAUUUCAAUCCGUACAUGGUGAAUCACGGAGCACCGAGCGAUCCGUUGCGUCACGUCGGCGAUCUCGGUAAUAUCGAGGUCGGGCAGGACGGAGUGGCGCGUAUCAAUGGCAUAGAUCACUACUUGAGCCUAGUGGGUGUUCGUGGGGCGAUCGGUAGGGCUUUGGUGAUCCACGAGAAACCCGACGAUCUCGGUCGCGGCGGUACCGAGGAGAGUCUCAAGACCGGGUCAGCGGGUGCCCGUGUUGCUUGCGGUGUCAUCGGAUUUUUGUAAAGGAACUUUUUUAAACAAUGCAUAAUCGAAUUUGAUUAUUGCAUGCAUUGUUCACUAAAGGCUGUCGUACUUAAAAUUUACGUAAAAUGAUACUGCGUAGUACGCGGCAUCUUCGGUAAUAAUAAUAAUGUACUUGUAUAGUGAACGAGACGAUAUAUUUCUUGUUGAAAAUUAAAAUCUCUUUUCUGCUCUCCAAAAUUUAGCUAUAUCUUUUUCAUUGUUCUAUAAAUGUAUAAACAUUUUGUGAAACUCUCUUUCUAUAUUUCAGAUAUCGAAAACCUUUUAAAAUAAACUAUUAUAUGUAUAUUUUAUUUUUUGAUAUUUCUUCUUGUUAGCUAAAUUUGUGUAUAAAUUUGUAAAUCAUACUAGUGCGCAUUUUAAUACAUUCAGUUCACUAAAAGAAAUAUCGCCUACUGCCAUUUCACUAUUAAUUUAAUUGCGUCCAUUUGUACUGAUCAAUAAAUUACAAAUAUAACCGAGAGUGUGUAUC
Messenger RNA from Formica exsecta, 1437 nucleotides. Its product is annotated as superoxide dismutase [Cu-Zn]-like. Gene Ontology annotation, molecular function: copper ion binding; superoxide dismutase activity. The transcript is spliced from 3 exons. The record is from RefSeq and is a predicted model, not a curated record. Bases 300 to 947 code for a protein of 215 amino acids. Lineage: Eukaryota; Metazoa; Arthropoda; Insecta; Hymenoptera; Formicidae. Gene Ontology annotation, biological process: removal of superoxide radicals.